UGGGAUUCGAGCCCUUAAAGAGCACCUGGCCUUGGGCGCCCCAAUGGCGGUAUGUACACAUGGCUUUGGCUGCUGGCUGCACCCGUCUCACCCUGUGCGGCGCUCGUCUCCCCUGUGAGCCUCCGCUGCCGUGGACCGGUGGCGCCGGAGGGGCCUUACUGGGAAGAGGUGCGCGGCAAUCUGUCCUUCUAUGCGGCCAUGAACUUGGCGUCUCGAGAGAUCACCCUGGACGCACAGUCGCCUGUCUAUUGGCAGAUGAGGGACUUGUGGAGGCGGAUCGACACCAAUGCCACGCUCUCAUUGCGUGCUUCGCAGGAAUGUGCUGUUGGAUAUGUGAGCUUGAAGCUCAUCGGCUUUAUGUCUCUCAAGGGGUGAUGAUCCACGAGGUCUUUCGGCUUCUGUCCUCUACGUUGGAUUGGCAGCUCUUGGCGGCUUCCGGCUGGCCGCUCUUCCGGUUGCUGGCUCGCCUGGAGUACUUUGCACACCUGGAAAUGGGAAGCGCCAACCCCUUGAAUGAUCAGCUUCUUUCAACUUGGGCCUAUGAAAUCCCCUUCCUCGAAACCGUCGAGCACCACCUGCUGCGCGGCACGCCCGUGCCGGCGGCAGCCAGUAGCUUGGUCCUGUCCUACACGGACUAUUACUCGCCCUUGGCACGUGCCCUGGCCUUGCUCGCCCUCGCGGAUGUGCUCCGCGCGCCGCAGCGCUUGACGCCGGAGGAGCUGGGGGAGUCCAAUCGCCUCGUGCGGCGUGCGGUGUACCUCUUGAGCGAGCACUUCCUCAGUGCCACCUAUCCGCCCUUCGUGGCGCUUUCGGCGAGAUGGCCCAUCUUCCAAUUGGCUGAUCGGCUGGCGUGCCAGGCUGAGGUGCGUUGGCGCUUGCCGGGCCAGGCGGAGGGGAGUUCCAAACCUUGGAUGGAGCUGCUGCCGAUCCCAGAGAAGGUGUCAGAUGUGGUCCGCGCCUGCCGCUUGCCGUAUUGCGACUUAAGCUUCAUGGAGCUGGUUCUCCGUGUUGCAGCUGUCUCCAGCAGCUUGCAGCUUUUGGAGGUGGGUGCGAAUCUGGGCGAUUGCAGCCUUUGGGCAGCGGCGCAUUUGGGGAGGCGCCUCCGUGCCGCUUGGGCUGUGGAACCGCUGCCGCCCGUGGCGGCGGCUCUGCGGCGGUCGGUGCGGCGGAAUGGCUGGGAGCAGAAGGUCCAGGUCAUUGAAGCCUUAGCCGGUGAGCGUUCCGGCGAGCGUGGACGCCUGCACUUUGUGGGCCACGCUGAUGGGAACCCCUUCGCCAGUGCUUCUGCAGCUCCGCAAUCGCCCUCAUCGGCCGUCCCCUCCGUGACGGCGCGUGUGGUGACGGUCGCCCAGUUGUUGCGGCUUCGCGUGAAGAAAGUGGCGACCAUCCUCAAGCUCUACGCCUACGGUGACUUGCGGGACGUGCUGCGUGGCGCUGGCGCGGCUCUUCGUCGCGCCGACGCUUUGUGGCUGGCCUUUGCGGCGGGGCAGCUGAAGCACCCGGCGGCGGCCGCGGUGAAGCUCUUCGCGCUGUUGAAGCACCACUUCGGCUGCUUGGCCCUACCGAGCUUCCAGGUGGACUGGUGCCGCUGCGGAGCCACUCGCAUGGCCACCGGUCGGAGGAUGGGCCGCUGGCUUCGUCGAACCGCUGGGAAGAAGAGUGCCUAUACCAUGGUCUACGUGGUGGCUUUCAAGCCAGGCUCUCUCCACUGCAAGCCUUGGAGCACCGUGGAGAGCGCGUCCACGUCCAUGUCCACGCGAACGUGGACGCAGCGACACCUCGACGUGGCGCGGGGAUGCUCCUUCGGACGCUCACGGCGACAGCUCCUGAUGGCGAAACGCUUCGGAGCUGGCUACGAGUCUUAUUUCUUGGGGCACGAAGAGCUGGAGCUUCAGCAGCGGAUGCAGAUGAAAAGCGACAUGAGACCUCCGAAUCUGCCACUGGAAGACGACGACCGCGCAGAGAAGUGGCAGGGCGACCCGGCCGGUCACAUGGCGGAGCGCGAGCCGCGGCUGCCUUUGGCAGGGUCAACUUCUGUGUUUUCAUCCACGUCCAUCGGGUCGGGCUGGGCCAUGUCCCCGCGCUUCGACAGCGACGUCGACGACUUCUGGGUGAAGCUGCCCGAGCGGCCGAAGAGCGCCACCGCAAGUCCCAGGAAGCCGCCUGGACGACCCCAACGGCGGCGCACCAGCAAUGGUGGCCAAGCUGGUGGCGCUUUGGAAGGAAGAGAAAAGCAAGCAGUGCCCGUCAAGGAGUUGGUGCCUCCAGAAGUGAUGAAGAAAGUGCUUGACAUUGCCAGGGGAGGAGCCUUGGUGAUAGAGAUGCUUUGGAGCACCAGUUCUUACCUGCCCGCACACAACAAUGGGCAGAAGUACAAGCAGAUCGCCGGUGAGUUGCAAGAGCUCCUGGAAGGACGCCUCUCUCGAGGUUUUCCGCUUCCAGUGCUGACCCUGGAGAGUCCUGUGAAGGUCAAAAAGGCUCAAGGUAUUUAUGAUCGCUAUUCCGAGUGGGAGAGAGACUUCAAUUUGGUCCCCUCCAAUGGCUCCUAUGCCUAUGCCGUGCCCAGCCGCGUUGGAGCCUUCGAGGUCCACUUGGUUCAAGGCAUCUGGGAUCCACAACGCUGCACGGCCGCCCUCGGUCCUCAUCAGGGCCCGCCGGUGACCGGUGCUUGGGGCGUCGUGUGCUCUGCAUGUGCGCAACGCUGGCAGGGACAAAAGCCUCCGGAAGUGACCACGGAGGAGCAGAAGAAAGAGUAUGAGAAGCAGAUGAAAGAGCAGCCACGUGGUGCACAGAAGAGAGAGGACUUGACUAGAAUUUCUCAGAAAAUGCCCAAGUUGAUCCAGUGA
Molecule: messenger RNA, 2846 nt
Organism: Durusdinium trenchii
Lineage: Eukaryota; Dinophyceae; Suessiales; Symbiodiniaceae
Source: the annotation of a GenBank genome assembly